Messenger RNA from Linum trigynum, 2441 nucleotides. Lineage: Eukaryota; Viridiplantae; Streptophyta; Magnoliopsida; Malpighiales; Linaceae. The record is from the annotation of a GenBank genome assembly.
UCCCAAGUCGCCAACCAUGAGGAGGGAUCUCACUGUUGGUCGAUGAGGGGGAGCGGUUGGUCGAAUGGAAAUGAGAAAUAUAAUAGGGUUUGGGAUUUUCCAAAAAAAGCUACACUUUCCCUCUUUAUUAGUUGUUUUGGGCGUCGCCCACCAGAGUGAAAACGCGUCUCCGAGUGCCUAGGUGCCUAGAUCAAUCGCACAGGGCUAGACGGGGCGAUUUCCUCCUGCCCAGCUAUUAAUCGCGCCUAGGCGAGAGAUUAAUCGCGUCUUCUUGAACACCACUGUCAAGGCUAGACAAGAUUUGGAAAAUAUGAGGAUAAGGAAUGAGUUGCAUCUCAUAGAGAGAUCUGAUGGGAAAUAUGAGAUGCCAAUUGCUUGUUACACCAUGACAAAGGAAGAACGUAGGGACUUUUGUCAAUUCCUAAAGAAAGUUAAAUUCCCUGAUGCGUAUGCUUCUAACAUCUCUCGAUGUGCAAAUGUCACUGAAGGAAAAGUGAUAGGCUUAAAAAGCCACGACUGUCAUGUCUUGCUUCAACGGUUGUUGCCUAUCGGUGUUCGGGGAAGUAUAGAUCAACGUGUCGCAAGUGUAUUGUCUGAGCUAGGUGAUUUUUUUCAUCGUUUAUGCUGCAAGACUGUGUGUGAAGAUGCAUUAGGAAAGUUACAAGAAGACAUCAUCAUUAUUCUAUGCAAGUUGGAAAUGAUUUAUCCCUCGGCUUAUUUCGAUGUAAUGGUACAUCUGGCGAUCCACCUACCAAAUGAAGUAAAGCUUGGUGGUCCUGUUAAAUAUCGAUGGAUGUACCCAAUUGAAAGGUGUGACUAAUUUCUGUGAUCUAAUUAGUCAAUUAUGGAUUAAGUCUUUGCAUAUACAGUCUAAUAUUUCUUGGGAAUGUUUGUUAGGUAUCUAAACACUUUGAAAGGAUUUGUUCGAAAUAGAGCUCGGCCUGAAGGUUCUAUCGCCGAGUCAUAUAUUGUCGAUGAAUGCCUUACAUUUUGUUCAAUGUAUCUUGAUGGAGUGGAGACUCAAUUCAAUGAACAUGAGAGAAACUUUGAUAACGAGGUAGAUGGAAAUUUAUCAGUUUUCUCAAGUAAUGCACGACCACUAAGUGGGGGAGAUACUAUCUCAAUGUCAGCGCAUGAAUUGGAUAUGGCUCAUUGGUAUGUGUUGAGUAAUGCCGAAGAGGUUAUACCAUACUUGGAGUAAGUUAAAUAUCCAUUCAAAUCUCAUUUAGAUGUAAAAUAUCUUUAAUUAUCUCACAUAUGGCUGCUGGUAUUAGGGAACAUCUAAAUUCUAUUAAUGUCGAUGAUAUUGGAAGAAAACAAGAGUUGCACUGAAGGCAAUUUCCAAGUUGGUUUAAAACAAAGGUGAACCAAUGUGAAUGUAAAAUGCGCUGUGAGUGAAUAUGAACGCCAAUUAUAGAAAUCAAUUUUUAAUUAACUAUUUCUUAAUCAUUUGUAGAUAAAUAAUGCAUUGGGUACCAAUAAGGAUGAGCAGAUGUUGGCAUUACACUCGCUAUCUUGUGGACCAGUACCUGGUCCUGUUAGUUAUACGAGAUGCAUUGUCAAUGGGGUUCGAUUUCAUACCAAGGAUCGAGAAAGUCGCCGUAACACUCAGAAUAGUGGCAUUGUUGUUGAGGGAAACCAUCUUGACGAUGUUAUCGACUUUUAUGGGGUUCUCGUGGAUAUUAUUCGAUUGGAUUAUGUUAGAGACAAACAUGUCCUUCUAUUCAAGUGCGAGUGGUUCGAUGUGGACAAACGAAAGGCAAGAAUAGUGGACCGUCUUUGGUAUUCCGCAGAUCCAUAUGUUCUUGCUAAUCAAGCCAAGCAAGUAUUUUACAUCAACGAUCCAAAGUUGGGGUUAAAUUGGCGAGUUGUCCAACGAUUCAACCAUCGUCAUAUAUUUAGUGAAGAUAUUGACGUUACCAAUAUUUUGGAUGAUCCCGAGAUGGUACAUGAAGAUGAUGCCUACCAAGAUGAGGAAUUAACAAAUAUACAAUCUACUGUCUUGAAUGUUGAUGGUGAUGGUGUCAGGGCAUUGCAUAGAGAGGGUGUUAUAGCUGAGGUGGUUUGAUCGAGUGGUUGUAGAAGGGAAUAUAAGAGUUGAAUCGCAUCAGGUUGAAGAAGAGCAAGAAUCUGACCAUCUUAGUGACGAUGAAGACGAGCUGGAUUUGUUGUCAUCUGGGUCCCAAGAUGAAGAUGAAAUAUCCUUGCAUUCUGUUAGCGAUGAUGAAAUUGCAAAUUGAAUAUUAGUAGAUAACAUUAUGGAACCUGACAGUAAACUAGUUUAUGUGUUUGAUGUUGUUACGUCAUUUCUUAUUUUUCUACACUUCAACUAUGAACUCUGAUUAGUUAUAUGGAAGUGUUUAUGUGUUUGCAAUUGUGCACUUUAAUUUGUUCUGUGAAAGUGUUUCAUCUGUGCAUUUUAAUAAUUUUCUUAUAAGCUC